AACAAAUAUAUGAUGUAUAUAUUUACUUGUUUCAGGCAACAAUGUAUGGAAAUGCACAUCGCCUGUUCCUUCAGAUACUGACCGCUCGUCGGGUGCUUCUUGGACCAGAAGCUAAAAGCACCUAUGAAAAAUGUUGUGCACAAUUUAAUGUUGCCGCUGAUAAUUUACAAGAGUUUGUGUUGGACAUCAACCAGCAGCUGGAGGUGAUGCACCUGGCAGUACGCAAGUCCAUACAGGAGGACUCACUAACAGACACCCAAUGCUUUGUUCUGGUCAACUUGGUCAACUCAGAUGCUACCAA
This is a messenger RNA of Homarus americanus (American lobster), 301 nucleotides long. RefSeq names its product non-structural maintenance of chromosomes element 1 homolog. The record is from RefSeq and is a predicted model, not a curated record. Gene Ontology annotation, cellular component: nucleus; Smc5-Smc6 complex. The annotation marks the transcript as partial. Gene Ontology annotation, biological process: DNA damage tolerance; double-strand break repair via homologous recombination. The transcript is spliced from 2 exons. Lineage: Eukaryota; Metazoa; Arthropoda; Malacostraca; Decapoda; Nephropidae. Gene Ontology annotation, molecular function: ubiquitin-protein transferase activity.